Molecule: messenger RNA, 2095 nt
Organism: Hyposmocoma kahamanoa
Lineage: Eukaryota; Metazoa; Arthropoda; Insecta; Lepidoptera; Cosmopterigidae
Exons: 3
Coding region: 41-2005 (654 amino acids)
Biological process (GO): tRNA methylation
Cellular component (GO): cytosol
Source: RefSeq, a predicted model, not a curated record
AAUUUAGACUAAAACAUAAAACACCGUAUCAGCUAAUUUCAUGAGCGAAUCUACUUUUCCAGGACAAGCCGUACUGUAUUUAACAUCCUUGCCUGAAGAUUGGAAACUAUCGACUUUGCCCUCAACGCUGUUAAAGGAAAAGUUAAAGGAUUUAAUAGAAGAAGCAAGCAUGGCUUCAGUGACGCGUCGAGGAGCAGGGCUGUCUGUUAUGGUUCACAGAAUAGUAUCUAGUGAUAGUAAAAAGGGCAAGCCUUUAUUCCACUAUUUUAUGAAGAUUCUCUUGGAAACGUGUAACAGCGCUAAAGACAUUCAAAAUGAUCUUCAGAAUCACCAAGACAAUGAUUGCAAAAAGGAUUUGCCCAAAGCAAUUUAUAUCCAUUUCUUAACACGAAUAGUAACGGAUAGUAGUUUGGCUUCAGAGAUGAUGUUUUAUUCAGCGGAACUAGCAGAACUUGCUUUUGAUAAUUUAACAAGCCCUCAUUGGCAAAUAAGAAAUGCAGCCCUCCAGCUAUAUGGCGCUCUAAUACCGAAAUUAAUUGGUCAAAAGAAAGCAUCAGGGAUGGAAGAAGAAAUGAUAGCUACUGUAGCAAGCGACGAAUUUCGCACACACUCUACAAAAUUAUGGAUAUAUAUUCAAAGUCAACUUAAAAACAUGGACUACACGGAUAAAAUUCAAUUUCAUUCAAAUUUAAUGCCUUUAUUGAAUUUGCUAGCCAACAGUGCAAUGAGAUAUAAUUUUUCAUAUGACAGACUGGAGACCAGAGAUCUUGACAGAGAUUUGCUGAAGAGUUUAUUUUUUCUUCUAGAUAGUUCAAUUUACACCGUCAGACGUCUUACAGCCCAAAGUAUUUUCAAUAUGUAUUCAUUUGAAGAUAUUUACAACUGCCUUCUAGAGCGAGAACACCAUUCUGAAAAUUUUAUUCAUGGCAGUUUGACUUUGAUAACAUACUGCUCUAAACAUUAUGGUAAUAAGUUAUUUAAAGAGGAAUUUGAGAAACUGCAAACAAAAUUCGCUGAAUUAUUUAACUGUGGGAUACAUUCUUAUCUAUCAAAAAAAAUAUUUGAGGAUGUGUUUUAUGAACGCCGUUUAGAUGCGAUAAUGAUGGAAGAAACUUUGUCAGAAUUAAAGAUUAAUUAUCAGGCACCAGGUGUUUACCUUUGGGCAAAUAGUCGCAUUAAAAAAAUUAUACAACAUGUUCCAUGGCUUGAACUUCCAGAUAUACUUAAAAUGAUCAUACUGCAAUGUGACAGUGAAUGUUACUUGAAACUUUUAUUGUAUAAAAUCGAAGAGCAUGAUGAUAUUCCUGCAAAAGUAUUGUCACAGAUUGCAAACAUUUUAAUGUUGCAUCAAAAAAAAAUUGAUAGCAGUGUAAUUUGGCAAAUUUUUUAUCAAAUAUCACUCCGAAUAGAUUUGAAUGAGCAAGAAUAUGUAGAUAUUAUAUCUAAAUUUUUAGAAGGAGAAAUCACAUACCGAUUGAGGUAUAUAAUACCAUUUGCAGUUAGAAUUUAUGCAAUUAAUAUUAAAUCAACAAACAAAAAGCAGCUUUUGCAUUUGGCUAAAGUAAUAUUCAGUUUAAGUAACUGUGAGGUAGAUACAGACAUAAGAUUUAUAGCAGCUAUUGCUAAUACUGAAAUGAGUAAAUCGUUUGAUGAACUACCUGAGGUAGUUAAAGUUACUGUGAUUAAAUCUGCAGUUGUCCUUUUGCAAGACGAAGAUGAAGAUGUAAGGAUGAUAAGCAUCACAAUUUUAAACAAUUUGUCUGCUGUAAUUGACGUGUUUCACCCUUACAUUUGUCUAACCAAGAUGUUAGAUAUCAGCUUUUUGAAAACAAUCCUUACAGACAAGGGUAUUGAGUUACUGUAUCAAGAAUUAACACAAUAUCUAUCUGAGUUUUUAAAUAGUAAAACCGUUGAUGAGUACAAUCCUUUUGCAAAUUAUUCAAAAAAUAUUUACUUAGAAGCUGAUGUCUUUAAACAGAUGAUUGUAAACUUAAAGAGAGUAUGAUUUCGUAAUAAAGAAUUAUAUUUCAUUAUUUUAGUAUUUUACAAAAGAAAUACCUAGUCAUGUCUAGUAAUUUCAGAUUCUUGCAUGCCG